GAGGAAUCUCGGUUCAUCCCAUACAACAUCGAUUUGGGUUAACUGCAUCACCUACCAACUGUACCACUCAACAUGUCUUUCAACAUCUCGCAGGCUCGUUCUCGCUUCCCCGCCUUGAAUCAGGAGCAAAUUUUCCUGGACAAUGCAGGAGGCAGCCAGGUGUUGGACACAGUGAUCGAAUCGGUGACAUCAUAUCUUUCGAAGACCAACGUUCAAUUGGGCGCAACCUACAAUACUUCCAAGGUCUCAACUGCCGCUUACGAUCACGGCUACGAAGCAGCAGCAAAAUUCAUAAAUGCGAAGCCUGAAGAGAUCUGCCUGGGUGUCUCAACAACGCAGCUCCUGCACAACCUCUCCACAGCUCUAGACUUCCAACCAGGAGACGAGCUGAUCGUGUCCAAGCUGAACCAUGAGGCCAAUUCUGCCCCGUGGGAUAGGAUCGCGCGUCGUUUGGGGCUUACGGUCAAGUGGUGGGGGGCUUCAGAUCCUCUAAACCCUGUUUGCGAUCCUUCUGAACUGAAGCAGUUGAUGUCGGAGAAGACCAGACUUGUCGCCUGUCCGCAUGCUUCCAAUAUCACAGGAUCCAUCACAAACGUAAAGGAGAUUGCCAAGGUUGUGCAUCAGGCUCCUAGGGCUCUUCUUUGCGUUGACGGCGUCGCGCUUGCUCCACACCGCCAGGUCGACGUCAAGGAUCUCGAUGUCGACUUCUACGCAUUCUCGUGGUACAAAGUCUAUGGUCCUCACAUCGCCCAGCUGUAUGCCUCGUCGCGAAUCCAUGACCAGAUAACUCCUCUGUGCCACUACUUCAAAUCCACAGAAACUCUCGAUCUCAUGCUGAACCUGGCUUCCGCCAACUAUGAGCUGACACAAAGCAUCCCACGUGUCCUGGAAUACUUCGGCUCUGAUUUCUCCGCCACAUGGGAUGAAAUCGCCACCUACGAAGAGAAGCUGCAGGAGAUUCUCUUGGACUUUCUGAGAAGCAAUGACCGUGUAACCAUCCAUGGCGAGCCUUCCGCCAACAAAGAUCUGCGAGUUCCAGUGAUUAGCUUCACCGUGAUGGGCAUUAAGAGCCAAGCGCUAGUUGAGGAGGUGGAGAAAAGAAGCCCUUUCGGGUUUCGCAGCGGACAUAUGUACAGCCAUCGGUUGCUCAAGGACAUCAUCGGCUUAGACGACGUUGAGGAUGGAGUUGUGCGGAUCAGCAUGCUUCAUUACAACACUGAGCAAGAAAUCACGUCACUUGUUGAGCUGCUGCGGGAGGUCAUUGCAGCAAUCUAGAGUCAUCUUGCUAGGUGGUCAUGCUCUAGCGCUGACAGCCUGUUAAGACGCACUACCAUCCUCUCACAUCAUCUUCGUAAAUAGAUCUAGCAAGUGGCGAUAGGCAGCAGGCAUAUAGGACCAUGAAAUUGCAGCCUUGCCUAAUUUAGACCCCGAUAAUGAGGCGUUCAUU
Aspergillus vadensis CBS 113365 is the source of this 1447-nucleotide messenger RNA. Its product is annotated as putative aminotransferase. The transcript is spliced from 7 exons. Bases 73 to 1275 code for a protein of 400 amino acids. Lineage: Eukaryota; Fungi; Ascomycota; Eurotiomycetes; Eurotiales; Aspergillaceae. The record is from RefSeq and is a predicted model, not a curated record.